AUGGAGUGCCGAGUGCUGUCUAUCCAGAGUCAUGUCGUGAGAGGAUACGUGGGGAACAAAUCUGCAUCCUUCCCGUUACAGGUCAUGGGGUUUGAGGUGGACUCGAUCAACUCUGUACAGUUCUCCAACCAUACAGGUUACGCUCACUGGAAGGGACAGGUCUUGACCGCCGAUGAGCUUCACGUCUUGUAUGAGGGGAUCAAACUGAACAACGUCAACCACUACGACUAUGUCCUUACAGGUUACAAUAGAGAUACAUCAUUCCUGGAGAUGGUUGCUGAUAUUGUACAAGAGCUGAAGAGGGCCAAUCCUAACCUCGUAUAUGUUUGUGACCCUGUCUUAGGUGAUCAUGGGUCAAUGUAUGUUCCUCAGAAUCUCCAUCCCGUGUACAAGAAUAAAGUGGUCCCGGUGGCCGACAUCAUCACACCCAACCAGUUUGAGGCCGAGCUGCUGACAGGGAAGAAUAUUAGCACAGAGAAAGAUGCUGUUGAGGUGAUGGAUCUACUGCAUAAAAUGGGCCCAGACACUGUGGUCAUUACCAGCUCUGACCUGCCACCUCGUCUCGGGGACAGAUUCCUGGUGUCUCUCGGGAGUCAGCGCAUCUUGAUGCCGGACGGGACGAGGACGACCCAGCGGAUCCGGAUAGAGGUGCCGAAAGUGGAUGCGGUUUUCGUGGGCACUGGUGAUCUAUUUGCUGCUAUGCUGUUGGCCUGGACUCAUCAUUACCCAACAGACCUGAAGACGGCAUGUGAGAAGACCUUCUCCGUUAUGCAUCACGUCAUUCAGAGGACUAUAUCUUAUGCUCACGAGAUGGCAGGUCCUGGCAGAAGACCCAGUCCUUCCCAGCUGGAGUUGCGGAUGGUCCAGAGUAAAGCGGACAUAGAGGAUCCAGCCAUAGUGAUGGAGGCUACCGUUCUAUAG
This is a messenger RNA of Danio rerio (zebrafish), 921 nucleotides long. It is a transcript of the gene pdxkb, whose product is annotated as pyridoxal (pyridoxine, vitamin B6) kinase b. Lineage: Eukaryota; Metazoa; Chordata; Actinopteri; Cypriniformes; Danionidae. Gene Ontology annotation, molecular function: pyridoxal kinase activity. Gene Ontology annotation, cellular component: cytosol. Gene Ontology annotation, biological process: pyridoxal 5'-phosphate salvage. The record is from RefSeq and is marked provisional.